Molecule: messenger RNA, 1382 nt
Organism: Thlaspi arvense
Lineage: Eukaryota; Viridiplantae; Streptophyta; Magnoliopsida; Brassicales; Brassicaceae
Source: the annotation of a GenBank genome assembly
GGAAGAAGAAGACGAAGAUGAAGUGCUUUCACUUCACCAAUGGCGAGAAGAGAGGAGAAGGAGAUGAAGGAGAAACCAGCGUCGUCUCGCGAGCUUCGAGGAUCUCCUGGGCUCGGUCCUUAAGCGUUGCGUCGUCGACGGCUUCCGACCCGACUCGCCGGUCCGAGUUUGACUCGGAUUGGAGUUUCUCCCCGGAGCGCUUUGGUUACCCUAAGCCACUGAGUCAACGUUGGAUCGGUGGAGUCGCCGCAGAGAACGAUCUAAAGGUAUUCACCUUCGGUGAGCUGAAAUUAGCUACGAAAGGCUUCAAUAGAGCUCUUCUGAUCGGCGAAGGAGGCUUCGGUUGCGUUUAUAGAGGCGUCGUCGAUGGUUUCGACUCUAAGAUUGAUGUCGCCGUGAAACAGCUUAAUCGUCAAGAAACGUUCUGGUUUGUGACUGAUUUUCGCAUUCAGGGGCAUAAAGAAUGGAUCAAUGAGGUGAAUUUUCUAGGAGUAGUGAAUCAUCCGAAUCUUGUGAAGCUUGUUGGUUAUUGCGCUGAUGACGACGAGAGAGGGAUGCAGCGUCUUCUGGUUUAUGAGCUUAUGUGCAAUAAAAGCUUAGAGGAUCAUCUUGUAGGCAGAGUAGUUUCUGUAUCUCUUCCAUGGAUAACGAGGUUGAAGAUUGCUCAAGACGCUGCUCAAGGCUUGGCUUAUCUUCAUGAAGAAAUGGAUUUUCAGUUGAUUUUCCGGGACUUCAAGUCUUCAAACAUCUUGCUUGAUGAGAGAUUCGGUGCUAAGCUCUCGGAUUUCGGAUUAGCUAGGCAAGGACCUCCUGAAGGACUUGGUCAUGUCUCAACUUCAGUUGUAGGUACGGUUGGUUAUGCGGCUCCUGAGUAUGUACAAACAGGGAAACUGACAGCGAAGAGCGAUGUUUGGAGCUUCGGUGUAGUGUUGUAUGAACUGAUCACAGGAAGACGAGCACUCGACAGAAACCUACCUCGAGGGGAGCAGAAGCUUCUCGAAUGGGUGAAACCUUAUGUAUCAGACUCGAAGAAGUUCCAUUUGAUCGUGGAUCCACGGCUCCAAGAGGAGUACUACUGUGUGAAGUCUGUUCAGAGAGUAGCUGCUUUAGCAAACAAAUGUCUAUUGAAGCAACCAAAGUCUCGGCCUAGAAUGAGCGAAGUGGUUUCACUUCUCGGAAGCAUCAUCGAGGAAGAGAGGGAGAACGCUCCUACGCCGCCGCCGCUUGGUGUGGAAACAGAGGAGAUCAUUGAAAAUGGAGAGAGCGAGCCUGAGAUGACGAAGCAAGGGAGUAAUUAUCUGAAGAAAGUUCUUGAUCUCAGGGAUAAGAUGAGCUUGAACAAGUCCCUUUCGAAGCUAGACUGGCGAAACUGGACUCCGGGU